Molecule: messenger RNA, 1873 nt
Organism: Neurospora tetraspora
Lineage: Eukaryota; Fungi; Ascomycota; Sordariomycetes; Sordariales; Sordariaceae
Exons: 3
Coding region: 371-1873 (500 amino acids)
Source: RefSeq, a predicted model, not a curated record
CUUCUGUAAUUUCUUCAACUUGGUACUUCUUCAGGGUGGGCUCCUCGCACGGCGAGGCCUCCUUUCUUCAUUCCUCCAGUCUUGCAAAUCCACGAUUCCCUGCUACACGUCAAACCCCGCAUCCACGACAUAAUAUCGACCAUCUGGGACCCGAAAAGAUCGACCGAAAGCUUGAGCACAAAGCGAGGCAUUGUUGCUAGAACUAUCCGCGCCUGCUAGAAUAUACGAGAAGGUUCUGUUACUUUUGACUGCUGCAAAUACAUUCUGCGUGAUAUUGCCAUUGCAGUCCCUCCAGCGCUGUCCAUCCAUCCCGAUCCUUAGCACCUGCGUCAACCUUGCCAGUAUCGAGAAGCAGCUUAACAACCGCCUCAUGCCCAUUCUCUGCCGCCAUAUCCAGCGCUGUCCGUCCAGUCCAAGUUUGAACAUUUGCGUCAACCUUGCCAGUAUCGAGAAGCAACUUAACAACCGCCUCAUGCCCCUUCUCUGCUGCCAUAUGCAGCGCUGUCCAUUCAUACCGGUCCUUAGCACCUGCGUCAACCUUGCCAGUAUCGAGAAGCAGCUUAACAACCGCCUUAUGCCCAUUCUCUGCCGCCAUAUGCAGCGCUGUCCGUCCAGCCCAAGUUUGAACAUUUGCGUCAACCUUGCCAGUAUCGAGAAGCAACUUAACAACCGCCUCAUGCCCAUUCUUCGCCGCCAUAUCCAGCGCUGCCCAUCCAUCCCAAUCCUUAGGAUCUGCGUCAACCUUGCCAGUAUCGAGAAGCAGCUUAAUAACCGCUUUACGCCUAUUCUCUGCCGCCAUAUGCAGCGCUGUCCAUUCAUACCGGUCCUUAGCACCUGCGUCAACCUUGCCAGUAUCGAGAAGCAGCUUAACAACCGCCUCAUGCCCAUUCUUCGCCGCCCAAUGCAGCGCUGUCCGUUCAUACCAGUCCUUAGCACCUGCGUCAACCUUGCCAGUAUCGAGAAGCAGUUUAACAACCGCCUCAUGCCCAUUCUUCGCCGCCCAAUGCAGCGCUGUCCAUUCAUACCGCGCUGUCCGUCCAUCCUGGUUCUUAAGAUCUGCGUUAACCUUGCCAAUAACGAGAAGCAGCUUAACAACCGCCUCAUGCCCAUUCUUCGCCGCCAUAUCCAGCGCUGUCCAUCCAUCCCGAUCCUUAGGAUCUGCGUCAACCUUGCCAGUAUCGAGAAGCAGCUUAAUAGCCGCCUCGUGCCCAUUCUCUGCCGCCAUAUGCAGCGCUGUCCGUUCAUACCAGUCCUUAGCACCUGCGUCAACCUUGCCAGUAUCGAGAAGCAGCUUAACAACCGCCUCAUGCCCAUUCCCUGCCGCCCUAUGCAGCGCUGUCCGUUUAUACCAGUCCUGAGCAUCUGCGUCAACCUUGCCAGUAUCGAGAAGCAGUUUAACAACCGCCUCAUGCCCAUUCUUCGCCGCUAUAUGCAGCGCUGUCCAUCCAUCCCUAUCCUGAGCAUCUGCGUCAACCUUGCCAGUAUUGAGAAGCAGCUUAACAACCGCCUCAUGCCCAUUCUCUGCCGCCCAAUGCAGCGCUGUCCGUUCAUCCCGGUCCUUAGCACCUGCGUCAACCUUGCCAGUAUCGAGAAGCAGCUUAACAACCGCCUCAUGCCCAUUCUUCGCCGCCCAAUCACCUGCGUCAACCUUGCCAGUAUCGAGAAGCAGCUUAACAACCGCCUUAUGCCCAUUCUUCGCCGCUAUAUGCAGCGCUGUCCGUUCAUCCCGGUCCUUAGCAUCUGCGUCAACCUUGCCAGUAUCGAGAAGCAGCUUAAUAACCGCCUCGUGCCCAUUCUCUGCCGCCAUAUGCAGCGCUGUCCGUUCAUCCCCGUCCUGAGCAUCUGCGUCAACCUUGCCAAUAUCGAGAAGUAG